AUGCGAGCUACAGUAGGCUAAACCAGUAGAUGGAGGCUAGAUUGAAAAAAAAAGCAACAAUUAAUACUAGUAAUAAAUUAUUAAUUAUCUGGACGCGUAAUUCUCAUAUGCUUAUUUAUACGGACGAUGACGGUGUGGAUAAUAUAAUAUGGACCGUGCGCGACAUAAGAGAAAGUUUAAAUGAGCUGUAAAUACUGUUCCUCUAAAAUGUGACGUAAUGUGCGGAAAGGGGGCUUCUAGCGAAAGCAUUAAGGGGUUUUGUUGGUUCCCCACUUCGGGAGUCGAUACCCUGCCUUUGAGAGCAUCAGCAUGUCUGUGUAUCUGGUGGUUCAAUCGAAGGUGGCCAGUGCAACUUUAAAGACCCGGAGGGGCUGGUCCAUUAUUUCACACAAUUGAUUAUCGAUGUGAAAUUGCCGGAGCCCCUCAACAUCCAGAACACCUGCCAGACGCGGAUGACUAAUUAAUUGCGGGAUUAUGAAGUGUUUGCUAGUUUCUCUUUUUUGCGCUUGAGUGACAAACAUUGGUAGUUCAAACUGGGAAGAAGGAGUACCGCUGUAUCCUUUUCCCUUUCUCACCCAGCGACGCAUUUUCUCUGUAUCGCAUUCAUCUUGGAGUCAUCUCAUAAACAUGUCAACCAAAUUGUUGGUUUAUUUCCUACUUCUGUCAGUUCUACAUGCUUGUUCCCAGACAAUCGAAUACGAAGAGGAAUACGAGGAUGUUACUGUGAACCAAAUGCUUGCUCCCAAAACUCAGGAGACAGACGCAACGCAAAUACUGAAUAAUUUACUGAAGGAAUAUGACAAGAAACUUCGACCAGACAUCGGGAUUAAACCAACCGUCAUUGAUGUGGACAUAUAUGUCAACAGCAUCGGACCUGUGUCAUCAAUUAACAUGGAAUACCAAAUCGACAUCAUUUUUGCUCAGACAUGGACAGAUACCCGGCUUAGAUACAACAGUACAAUGAAAAUAUUGACUUUGAACAGCAAUAUGGUGGGACUCAUCUGGCUUCCAGACACCAUCUUCAGAAACUCCAAAAAUGCAGAUUCCCAUUGGAUUACAACGCCCAAUCAGCUGCUCCGAAUAUGGAACGAUGGGAAGAUCUUGUACACAUUAAGGUUGACCAUAAAUGCUGAAUGCCAGCUGCAGCUGCACAACUUCCCCAUGGAUGAACACUCUUGCCCCCUUAUCUUCUCCAGCUACGGAUACCCGCGAGAUGAGAUGAUUUACAAGUGGAGAAAGAACUCAGUGGAAGCUGCGGAUCAAAAAUCCUGGAGACUUUACCAGUUUGAUUUCAUGGGUUUACGAAACACCACAGGUGUAGUGAAAACAUCAGCGGGUGACUAUGUGGUGAUGACUGUGUACUUUGAUCUGAGCAGAAGAAUGGGAUAUUUCACCAUCCAAACCUAUAUUCCCUGCAUCCUCACCGUGGUGCUGUCAUGGGUUUCCUUCUGGAUCAAAAAAGAUGCCACACCAGCCAGAACAGCAUUAGGGAUAACAACAGUGUUGACCAUGACGACGCUCAGCACCGUGGCCCGGACCUCUCUGCCCAGGGUUUCCUACGUCACCGCCAUGGACCUCUUUGUCACUGUUUGCUUCCUGUUUGUGUUUGCGGCCCUGAUGGAGUACGCCACUCUCAACUACUACUCCUACAGCGUGCGAAAGCCCAGCUGCGCCAAGACCAAACGAUCGAACUACUCAGUGUUGGACGUGGGACCGCCCCCAACAGUCAUCACCUUGAACAAUUCCAUGUACUGGCAGGAGUUUGAGGAGGCCUGUGUCUACGAGUGUCUGGAUGGGAAGGACUGCCAGAGCUUUUUUUGCUGUUUUGAGGAGUGCAAAGGUGGGGCAUGGCGGAAAGGACGGGUCCACAUAGACAUCCUAGAACUGGAUGCCUACUCCCGUGUCUUUUUCCCCACCUCAUUCCUGCUCUUUAAUGUUGUCUACUGGGUAGGCUACCUCUACCUUUGACCUAAUCUCCAACGACAACAAAGAUGUACUCUCCAGCUUUUCGGUUCCCCCUCUUCAAAUGAGGAGGCCGCCAAGAGUAGAGGAUAGACAAGCAAAUACAGCAUAAGAAGGAGAAAGAAAAAGAAAAAAGUUAACACCAUGAGAACUUCAGUGGUUUUGUUACAAGGACUUCAAGUCAUAACUGGUACUUUUUUUAAAGGAAUUGACAUACACAGAAAAAAGUGCUACAAUUACAUUUUGCAAAUUCCUUCGGGAUAUGACAGUUAGGGGAGCCUGGCCUACCUUGCUUCAAUCGGAGGCCAUUGUUGUGGGCUGUUGUAUACUGGUAUUUUAUGCCAGAAUUUUCUGCCUUGUACUUCAGGUACCGUAAUAAUUAUAUAAGGUUACAUAUGAAACUUUCUGUUCACGUACCCUUUCCUAUGAGCAGAAAUGUUAGAAAAGUCA
Anguilla rostrata (American eel) is the source of this 2412-nucleotide messenger RNA. Its product is annotated as gamma-aminobutyric acid receptor subunit gamma-3. The record is from RefSeq and is a predicted model, not a curated record. The transcript is spliced from 9 exons. Lineage: Eukaryota; Metazoa; Chordata; Actinopteri; Anguilliformes; Anguillidae. The coding region runs from base 628 to 1968 and encodes 446 amino acids. Gene Ontology annotation, biological process: signal transduction; regulation of postsynaptic membrane potential; synaptic transmission, GABAergic. Gene Ontology annotation, cellular component: plasma membrane; GABA-A receptor complex; postsynapse. Gene Ontology annotation, molecular function: GABA-gated chloride ion channel activity; inhibitory extracellular ligand-gated monoatomic ion channel activity; GABA-A receptor activity.